AUGGUACACGAAUCUCUGAGAUUAUACGCAACCAAUGAUUCUUAUACUCUAGUGCCCUAUUACCUUGAUCCAACUAUAGCAGCUCAGACCUUAGUCAUUAAUAGAGAGUCUGGUGAAUGCUUACUGGACGGUGCUAUACCCGACCCAUCCGCACACGCAGAAGCUCUAACAAUAUAUGGAGUUUUGGGUAUUAUCAAUUUAUUGGCAGGCGAAUAUCUUAUAGUCAUUACUGGACGUGAACGUAUUGGAAGGUUGGGCAAACAUGAUAUUUUCCAUGCGAAUCAAUUUAGAAUUCUUCCAUUUGCGAAAAAUAAUAACCGAUUAUCUGAAGCGCAGGCUCAGGAUGAACAACGUUAUCUGUCGCUUGUGGAAAGUCAUCUCAGAUCUGGAACAUACUAUUUUUCUUAUACCUAUAAUCUUACCCACACCUUACAAAGGCAGGCACAAUUGGGUGAUUUGGCAACUAAACCUUUAUGGCAAAGGGCCGAUGAAAGAUUCUUUUGGAAUCGUUACUUACAGGCAAAACUUAUUGAUAUUACCACUAACAAUCCCGAUCAAGAUACUGAACAAAUUAUUCUAUUGGAUCCCAUCGAGGAUGGUAAAGCACCCACUUCUUUUGAAGGCAAAAUUAAAUUAUCUUACGUUCAAACUCGUGGUUCUGUUCCUAUUUAUUGGGCUCAGGUUAAUAAUAUCAAAUACACACCAAAAUUGCAAAUAAUGGAUUUACCUAAUACGCUUGAAGCUUUUCGUCGACAUUUUGAUGAACAAAUUAAAAUCUAUGGAAAUCAAAUCUUGGUUAAUCUUGUUAAUAAAAAGGGUUACGAAUCUGCUGUGGGAGACGCGUACGAGAAGGCUGUGAAACAAUUAAAUGAUUCCAGAAUACUAUACUAUCACUUUGAUUUUCAUCAUGAGUGUAGCAAAAUGCGAUGGCAUAGAAUUCAGAUUUUGCUUGAUGCUAUUGAAGAAGAGUUAAUUCAGCAAGGAUAUUUCUAUGCCGAAGAUUCACCUAUCAAAUUUCAGACAUCUGUUAUUCGUACAAAUUGCAUGGAUUGUCUUGAUAGAACUAAUGUUGUUCAGUCCACCUUUGCGAAAUGGAUGCUGACACAGCAAUUACGCGAAGUUGGUGUGUUAAGCAACAAAGAAAAAAUUGAUGAAAUCGAAAGUUUCAUGGAUAUAUAUAGAAAUGUAUGGGCUGAUAACGCUAACGCUGUUAGCAUUCCUUAUUCUGGUACUGGUGCUCAAAAGACGGAUUUCACUCGGACCGGUCAGAGAACCAAACAAGGAUUUCUUACAGAUCUACAAAGCGGUUUAGCCCGUUAUGUAAAGAAUAAUUUCAUGGAUGGUGCACGACAGGAUGCAUAUGAUUUACUAUUGGGUAAUUAUGUGGUAAAAUAUGGGGCCACAUCCCCUUGGAUUGAUGCUCGAACAAUGCAAAUUAAAUUGGCUCCUCAAAUUUUGCUUGCAUGUUUGGCAUUCUUAAUAUUCUUAUUUAUUCUUCCAUCGUUUGAAGGAUAUGUAAAUUAUUUUCGAUUCUUGAUGCUUAUUGAUUUAGUAGUGGUAGUGUUCCUACUUCAAUUUAUUUUGGAGAAUGGCGGAGAAUUUGUAGAUUGGCCUAAACUUGUUGCAAGAGAUUACCGAUCUUAUCAAACUAAAUUUAAUACAACAUCACCUUAUAAGGAAAGAACGGGGCGAAUUAAUGAUUUAGGAUAUGAAGAAAAGAUUGAACUACAAAAACUCGAGUAG
Messenger RNA from Funneliformis caledonium, 1743 nucleotides. NCBI's taxonomy places the organism in Eukaryota, Fungi, Glomeromycota, Glomeromycetes, Glomerales, Glomeraceae. The record is from the annotation of a GenBank genome assembly.